GACCGACCCAUCUCUGGAGGAAAGAGAUUCCAUGAUUACACCCCGUUGAACGCAAAGGUAGCCGAGGUUCUGGUAGCUAUGGAAAAGAGGAUAGAUGAGAAAGACGUGACGUGGCCCAGGUCGAGGUUCGAAGGGCCCACCCAACCGAAGUCGAGGAGAUACUGCCGCUUCCACAAAGACUAUGGCCACACUACUGAGGAUUGUCGGCACCUCAAGGACGAAAUUGAACGCCUCAUUCGAGCAGGACACCUCAAGGAGUUUGUUUAUCAGGACAAGGGAAGGAAGAAGGAGAAGAGAAGGUGUCGGGAGGACUCGGUAGAGAGGAGUGAGGAAGAUGAUGAUGAGGAUGCACGAGGUGGUCGAUAUGGUCGAAAACGAGAUGAGGGAAAGAGGAGGCGAGGAAGUAGAGAGCGGGAAAGAGAAGGGGAUGAAGGCCAGGUGAAGAGAGGCACGAUAUAUAUGAUCUCGGGAGGACCGACGGACGGGGACUCAAACAAUGCGAGGAAAGGUCACGUUCGAGCAAUGAAGAGGAAAAGGGAGGAGGUGAGUAUCACGGCCCGAAUGCCGGUGAUAAGUUUUAAAGCGGAGGAUGCCGAAGGAGUGGUCCUGCCACAUAAUGAUGCUUUGGUGAUAACCGCAGAGGUCGCAGGAUUUGAUGUGAAGAGGGUGUUCAUUGAUACCGGGAGUUCGGUAGAUGUGAUGUUUUACGACUGUUUUGUACAGAUCAAUAGGGAGCUGAAUAUGGACCUGAAACCGGUAACCACGGCGCUGUACGGUUUUAAUGGAGGAGAGGUUAUGCCGAUGGGAGAAGUCAGCCUGCCCGUGGCAUUGGGAGCAGGAGAACUGAGAAAGGUGCGCAUGGUGAGAUUCGUGGUCGUAGGCGCUGAGUCAUCCUAUAACAUCAUCAUGGGACGAACGAGCUUGAACGCAUUCCAGGCGGUCGUAUCCACGUACCACAUGACGAUCAAAUAUCCGGUGGGCGAAAACGUAGGGGAGAUCGCCGGGGAUCAGCUCACUUCAAGAAGUUGCUAUCAAACAACAGUCAGCAAUAACAGACAAUUGGCGAAAAGGCAGGCCGAGUCAGGAGGGGGAUCAAGGUCGAAGGAAAACAGGCAAAAGGUGGAGAAGGGCAAGGAGAAAAUGGAUAUCCAACCCGGAGAGGAAGUCGAGGAGGUUCAGAUGAUUGAAGGGUGUGAAAAGAGAAAGUUUAGGAUAGGAAGGGACUUGGGAGAGCCGGUUCGGUCGAGGCUGAUCCAGUUGGUGAGGGAGUUCGCGGAUAUUUUUGCCUACACGGCAGAGGAGCUGACGGGGAUAAGUGCGGAGGUGAUUGAGCAUCGGCUGAACAUCGACCUCAGCGUGAGGCCGGUGAAGCAGAAGAGAAGGCAUCAUGGGGCGGAGAUGGAUAAGAUUAUCGAGCAGGAAGUCGAGAAGCUAUUGGGAGCACGACACAUUAAGGAGAUUCAGUUCCCCGAAUGGCUCUCAAACACGGUGAUGGUGUCGAAAGCGGAAGGGAAGUGGAGGAUGUGCAUUGAUUUUCGUGAUCUAAACAAAGCAUGCCCGAAGGAUUUAUAUCCGCUUCCUAGGAUCGACCAGCUCGUCGACUCCACGGCAGGUUGUGAGCUGCUUAGUUUGAUGGACGCAUCCCAAGGGUAUCAUCAGAUCCCGCUGGCUCGCGAGGACUGGAAGAGGGUCAGCUUUGUGACAAGUCGGGGAACAUACUGCUAUGUGGUGAUGCCCUUCGGUCUAAAGAAUGCGGGGGCGACGUAUCAGAGGUUGGUGGAUAAAAUCUUUAAGGAGCAGCUGGGAAGAAACAUGGAGGUGUACGUGGAUGAUAUGCUGGUGAAGAGCAAAGAUGAGAUUGACCAUGUGAACGACUUAAAAGAAACAUUCAUGACCCUCCGGAAGUAUGGGAUGAAGUUGAAUCCCGCUAAGUGCUCGUUCGGGGUCAAAUCUGGAAAAUUCCUGGGCUAUAUGGUCACAAGGAGGGGGAUCGAGGUCAACCCAGAGAAAGUGAGGGCGGUCAUCGAGAUGCAGCCCCCCACGAAGGUGAAGGAAGUGCAGAUCUUAACUGGCCGAAUAGCGGGUCUGAGCCGUUUUAUUUCCAAGGUGGCUGAGAAAAGCGGGCCCCUAUUUAAGACACUCCGGAAGAGCUUGAAGUUUCAAUGGACAGAAGAGGCGCAGAAAGCGUUCGAGGAGUUGAAGAGGAUGUUGGUCGAUCUGCCACUGUUAGCAAAGCCGGCGCAAGGGGAGGACUUGGUGUUAUAUAUAUCCAUCGGUGAGGCGGCAGUGAGCUCUGUGUUAUUGCGGGAGGAAGGAGCAGCCCAAUUUCCUAUUUACUACGUAAGUAAGGUGAUGCAAGGGGCGGAAAGGAGGUACUCAGAGAUCGAAAAGGGGGCCUUGGCAGUGGUGGUCACUGUAAGGAAGCUAAGAAUAUAUUUUUUGGAACAUAGGGUGAAGGUCCGAACGAACAUGCCAUUGGGAGAGACGCUGGGUCGACCUUCCGUGUCGGGGCGUUUAGUCAAAUGGGCGGUCGAGUUAAGUGAAUACGCAAUUGUCUACGAGCCAAGGAGAGCGAUUAAGGCCCAAGCGUUGGCUGACUUUAUUCAAGAGGGGACGAAGGAAGGUGAGGAGCUCGAGGGGGUAUGGAAAGU
Striga hermonthica is the source of this 2651-nucleotide messenger RNA. Lineage: Eukaryota; Viridiplantae; Streptophyta; Magnoliopsida; Lamiales; Orobanchaceae. The record is from the annotation of a GenBank genome assembly.